ACACGCAAGAGUAUGAUUUGACGGGUGGGAAAUACAGCCAGCAGGUCAAAAAGUUACCUCCGAGCUGUCAAAUUCAGCCCCCUCCCCCCCAGUGUACCCCGCGCUGCGUCACGGAUUACCUGCAGGAUAUUUACUGGUCUCAGCGCAGAGGUCGCCUUUUGGGAUUACAGUGAAACGGAUCUUUAAAACGCCGCUGUCGUUAGAACAAAACGGAUGACAGUGUGGUGGUUAGAGAUGGGAGAGGGUUUGGGGCCUCUCUCCCCUGUAGGAUGGUAGCCGACAGCACAGUGGAAGGCAAUGACAAGAACUGCUUGUCAAGCUCAUCGUCGUCAUCAUCUUCCUCCUCCUCAUCAUCAUCAUCCUCAUCAUCCUCAUCGUUCUCCUCAUCUUCUUCCUUGUCUUCAUCAUCUUCCCUGUCCUCAUCAUCGUCACUCCACGCAGAGUUGGAGCAGCUUCAGCAUCGGGCCGCUCCAGAGCCGAUCCCGAGACGAGUGCCUGUCCCCUCUGUGUAUCUGACCCACUUCCCCACCUUCUCCUGCAAGGAGGACUGCAGGAUCAUCACAGACACAGCAGCCAAGCUCGAGCGCAGUGGCUUCUACUGGGGACCACUGGGUGUAGAGGACGCUCACCGCAUGCUGCGGGACGCUCCGCUGGGCAGCUUCCUCAUCCGCGACAGCCGGCAGAAGGACAUUUUCUUCACGCUGUCCUACCACGCCAAGAGCGGGCCGGUCAGCGUGCGCAUCGACUACAAGCGGCAAAAGUUCUCACUGGCGGGCAACGAGCGCUCCUUCCCGACGCUCUUCGCCCUGUUGGAGCAUUACAUCAACUCUCCCAAGAAGAGCCUGAGCAUCCCGUACAGGAAAUGGGAGCCAACGCUGCAGGAACUGUGCAGGAAGCGCAUCAUGGAGCUGUGUGGCAGAGGAAGGGUUUCAGAGCUGCCAGUUACCCAUGUUGCCCAAGACUUCCUGUUGGAAUUCCCUUACAAACUGUGACCAGCUUGCCAUGUAAACUUCUGACAGUAUUGUUUUUGAUUUCAAGAAGGCAGUUUUUACCAAGUAACAGGGAACUGGAGGGGU
This is a messenger RNA of Seriola dumerili (greater amberjack), 1076 nucleotides long. It is a transcript of the gene socs1a, whose product is annotated as suppressor of cytokine signaling 1. The transcript has 2 exons. Gene Ontology annotation, biological process: intracellular signal transduction; phosphatidylinositol phosphate biosynthetic process. Gene Ontology annotation, cellular component: phosphatidylinositol 3-kinase complex. NCBI's taxonomy places the organism in Eukaryota, Metazoa, Chordata, Actinopteri, Carangiformes, Carangidae. Bases 270 to 992 code for a protein of 240 amino acids. The record is from RefSeq and is a predicted model, not a curated record. Gene Ontology annotation, molecular function: 1-phosphatidylinositol-3-kinase regulator activity.